AUGCUCGCUGCGCAGACGAUCUGCUGCAUUGACGGAAGCUUCGGAGAGGGCGGUGGCCAGAUCAUCCGCAAUGCAGUCUCGCUUUCGACGCUUCUCUCGAAACCGAUAUCCAUCCAAAAUGUUCGCUUCAAUAGGCGUCCCCCAGGGCUACGGAAGCAGCACGAAGCUGGAAUCAGACUUGCAGCGGACAUCGCUUCGGCCAAAACAGUCGGUGUGCACCAAGGAUCCACGUCUGUCGAGUUCACGCCAAGUCGACUAGAGCUACCUCGAGUUCUCGCUGCCGAUCCAGGCACUGCAGGCUCAACGACACUUCUACUCCAAGUUGCUCUCCCGUGUCUAUUGUUCUCGUCGUCGACGUCUAUAGAGUCUGCAUUGACGCUCAGAGGGGGCACAAAUGCCUCCAUGGCCCCACAGAUUGACUACACACUUCAAGUCUUUCUUCCAUUUCUUCGGCGACGUUUCGGCGUCGACAUCGGUCUAAAAAUCGUCCAGCGCGGAUACUUUCCCAAGGGCGGAGGCAGCAUCUACUGCACCAUACCACCGCUAAGCAAGCCUCUUCAGGCGAUUACAAUUCUUGAGCGCGGACCCAUCAAGAAGAUAUGGGGAGAGGCGCGCGUUGGCGGGCUGCCGGUGGUCAUCGCAAAUAAGAUGAAAGCUGCCGCAGAGGCCAAACUAAUUGCAAAAGGGCUGUCCUCUGGCCUCAUCAGGAUUGAUGCGCUGCGAGAACGGCAACAAGACGCAGUGGCCAGUGGCGGUGGCAUUGUUCUCUGGGCAGAAACCGAAAAUGGUUGCGUGAUAGGUGGAAGCUGCGUCAGUACAAGGGACAAGGAUCCCUCCCAAGUCGGAGAAGAGGCUGCGCAGUCAUUAUUGGACAAUCUACAGCACGACGAAUGUGUUGACGAGCAUCUACAGGACCAGAUGAUCAUAUUCAUGGCGCUUGCUGAGGGGAAAUCAACUGUAAGGACAGGCCCUCUCACUGAGCAUACGAGGACCGCGAUUCAUGUCGCAGAAUUGAUGACGACAGCUCGUUUUACCGUUGAGAAAAUCGGGUCGGGUGCACAUACCAUCGCUUGUGAGGGAAUAGGGUAUAAACCUGCCUUUGAGUGCCCCUAG
Molecule: messenger RNA, 1113 nt
Organism: Coniophora puteana RWD-64-598 SS2
Lineage: Eukaryota; Fungi; Basidiomycota; Agaricomycetes; Boletales; Coniophoraceae
Product: RNA 3'-terminal phosphate cyclase
Exons: 4
Coding region: 1-1113 (370 amino acids)
Biological process (GO): RNA processing
Cellular component (GO): nucleus
Molecular function (GO): RNA-3'-phosphate cyclase activity
Source: RefSeq, a predicted model, not a curated record